AUGUACUUCUCUACAUCCCUCACUCUAGCCGCUGCUGGCUUUGCUGCUGCUGCUCCUGCCAUUCAGAAGCGUGCUGAUGCCAUCAACGACGGUGUCAUCCUCAACUACGCUCUUACUCUUGAGCAUCUUGAGAACCAGUUCUACCUCCAAGGCCUCUCCAACUUUACAAAGGAAGACUUUGCCGAUGCUGGUUACGACUCUACCUUUUACGACAACAUCAAGAAGGUUUCCAGCGAUGAGACUGCUCACGUUGAUUUCCUCACCAAGGGCCUCAAGGCUGCUGGUGUCACCCCUGUUGAAAAGUGCACUUACUCCUUCGGUGUCACUGAUGUCAAGUCUUUCCUCGCCACUGCCUCUGUUCUUGAGGGUGUCGGUGUCUCAGCUUACCUCGGUGCUGCUGCCGACAUCAUGAGCAAGGCAUACCUCACUGCAGCUGGUUCCAUUCUCACUGUUGAGGCGCGCCACUCUUCUUACAUCCGCGCUGGUCUCAAGCAGGUUCCCUUCGCUCAGCCCUUUGAUGCCCCUUUGACCUACAACGAGGUCUACUCCCUGGCUUCCGGUUUCAUUACUGGCUGCCCCAAGUCCAACCCUGCCCUUCCCGUCAAGGCUUUCCCCGCUUUGGUGGCUGAGGCUUCCAAGGAGGCUGUAGUGACUGGUUCCACCGUCACUCUCAUGACCCCUGGAUACACUGUCGAGGCUGCCAAGGGCCAAAAGGUCUACGCUGCUUUCAUUGCUGUCACUGGUCCUACCUUUGUUGAGGCCAUGCCUGUUGAUGGUGGUUUCACUGUUGAGAUUCCUGAGGGUUUCGCCGGCCAGACCUAUGUUGUUCUUACCAGCUGCAACACUGCUGUCUCUGAUGACACUGUCGCCGCCGGCCCUGCUAUCAUUGAGCUAAAUUGA
Fusarium venenatum is the source of this 900-nucleotide messenger RNA. The record is from RefSeq and is a predicted model, not a curated record. Lineage: Eukaryota; Fungi; Ascomycota; Sordariomycetes; Hypocreales; Nectriaceae.